AUGGAAACCAACUACUUGCAAAGACGAAAAUCUGGCUCGGUGGAUCGGGGUCCACCGCCCAUUUGCAUUGAAACGCUGCCUGGUGAGAUCCAGAGGGAAAUUAUGCUUUGGCUUCCCAGCCUGGGGUCUCUAGGCGCUAUCAUCUGCACGUCUCCGGUUUUCUACUCUUUGUUCCGAAGAGAGCCCAAGAAGUUCAUAUUAAAUUGUUUGAUUAUUGUUCUUGGAGACUCGUUUAUCGAUGCCUGCACUGCGCAUGCCGCCAUGCAGGAUGACUUUCAGAGGCAGCGCCGAGACGCAAUGAAGAUGCGUCAUGAACCAAGUAUGAUUUGGCCUUUCCUGGAAUCAUACCGAAAUGGGGCAAAGAAAUUGCACGACAAGUCCUGGAGAUAUUCCGUAUCACUGGAAAAGGCUGUGCAAAUGGCGACCUUCCAUGCAGCAAUAGUCGAGCCCCUAGUCGAGCAAUACUCAUCUUGGGCUUUGACAAAUCUCGGAACUUCGGUCAAGUCAAAACCUCUCAGCAUUACGGAGCAAAUGCGGAUUCAAAGAGGCAUGUACCGUUUUCAAAUACUGUGUGAUGUGUUUGGCAACAGGCUCAAGGACCAUAACAUAUCAGCCAAUCGACCGAGACAUCUCGGCUGCCUUCGAUUCCUCUCGAGCUAUGAGCCCUGGGAAACUGAAGAAAUCCUAUGCAUCAAUGCCUAUUUCGAGGAGAAAUAUGAGGCAAGGCUCUCUGAGGUCUCGGACGACCUCAAGCCUAGUAGCCACAGGUUUAACGGCCAUUCGUUCCCGGGCGAGCCGGAACACGCGUUCGACUUCGAACGAGGCGGUACCAGGGUCAACUGUCGCAAUUUCCUCGUAAGCCAAGGACUUCCGCUCUUUGCAUCGAUAUCGCGUAUACACGAGCACGAGGAGCUUGUGAACACCAUGCAAGCCAACAUGUUCAAGCACGCGUCAGAGUACUGGCUUGGCGACGUAACCGGAAAUACCGACAUGCAUGAGAGAUGGGAGACUUCCUACUCGGAGCGCGACGCUGCGCAGGAUGAGGGUCGACCGAUGCCCUUUAUAGGAGAUGACCUAGAUUCACCGCCUCUAGCUUGGGUUUUGAUCUGGGGCGAGGCGUACAGUAACUUGUUUGGCACCUUUAUUCCGAGGCCGCUGCGCUUGUGGGGUUAUAUCAUGUGGGAUGCGUGGCGCUUGGAGGAGGAUGGUGCUAAAGAGGUGCUGAUGCGUGAGUGGUAUGAGAUGUGGCAGGAUGGUGAUUACAGAGACAAUCUGAGGGCUUGGAACAACAGAGGAUGA
This is a messenger RNA of Diaporthe amygdali, 1299 nucleotides long. RefSeq lists its product as uncharacterized. The transcript is spliced from 2 exons. Lineage: Eukaryota; Fungi; Ascomycota; Sordariomycetes; Diaporthales; Diaporthaceae. The record is from RefSeq and is a predicted model, not a curated record. Bases 1 to 1299 code for a protein of 432 amino acids.